This is a messenger RNA of Drosophila eugracilis, 3775 nucleotides long. RefSeq names its product chaoptin (gene conv). Bases 357 to 3635 code for a protein of 1092 amino acids. The record is from RefSeq and is a predicted model, not a curated record. The transcript is spliced from 10 exons. NCBI's taxonomy places the organism in Eukaryota, Metazoa, Arthropoda, Insecta, Diptera, Drosophilidae. Gene Ontology annotation, molecular function: protein binding.
AAAUAAAAAUAUGUUAAUUCAGCGGAAUAAAAGAAGAAAUAAAGGUAGAUACCAGAAUUUACUGUGUAAUAUCAUUAGCACACAUGCAGUUUAAUGGGUAAUCAUUCUAUGGGGCGUUAUUAAAGCUCCAAAGAGAGUGCCCUAAGAAGGCCGAAAGAGCGGUCUAUAAAAACCUGUUGCGCCAGCAGAGCGAAAAGUAAAAGUGCUUGAAAAAAUCAAGCCAUUGAAGCGGAUAAUCUUAAUACAAAGAAGUUCAACUUCCUAGAAAACUGCGCCCAUACAAAAGACUUGGGCAGCGAACUUGGUAUUGGGCCAUGGGCUAAACUAAAUUAAAACGCUGACGAAAUCGCUAAAACAUGAUUCAGCUACGCCUGCGCAGUCUCGUUCUGCUGCAUUUUAUAGCCCUGGCAAGUUCGGAGUAUGUGUACGGCGAACCGGAGUAUAAGUGUCCCAAAAAAUCCAAAGUCUUGUACCCCUGCGAAUGUGUAAAGGGCAGCGAUAAUGGACUCUAUAUACGCUGCGAAAAUACCAAUUUGGCGACUUUAUCCGUAGCUCUCCAAAAUUUGGCUUCCUUUCAAAUGCCUAUUGAGGAAUUGACCAUCUACAGGGGUCAUUUUGUGCGUCUAUAUGGACCUCUGUUUGCCCACAUUAAAGCGCGUUUGCUGAUCAUUGAAGAAACUCCAUUGGCCACCAUUGAGGAUUACGUGUUUUAUGGAGUCAACAACACUUUGGAGCAACUGCACCUACUGCGCACCAACCUAAGCCGCAUAGGACCAUUAGGAUUCGGCAUUCUUGGAAAAACGAAGGAACUGGUUAUCGAUGGUCAUGCGUUCGAGCAGCUGCCCAAGGAUCUAUUUGCUGGCCAAGAGAUCACCAAUAGUCUUGGGAUAAUCAGGGUAACGAAUGGAAACCUGAGUGAUCUGCCUAUUGAGACUUUCCAGCCAUUGCGAAAACUUAAAACCCUCGACCUGCAUGGCAAUCAGUUGGAGAACUUGAAAAGGAAUCAGUUUAAAAACCUUAGAGAGUUAGAGGUCCUGGAUAUAAGUCACAACAAGAUCAAAAAGUUGGAGGCACAGCACAUAGCUGACCUUACUAAGAUGGGAUGGUGCAAUGUUUCCCAUAAUGCCUUGAACGAACUAAGUCGUGGAACUUUUGCCAGGAACUCUGUAUUAAAAGUGCUCCAUUUGUCGCAUAACAAUAUUUCACGUCUGGAUGCGAAUAGUUUCAGGGGAAUGCGUUUUUUGCGACGACUUUUCCUAAGUGAUAAUGUGCUUACCGACAUUGGACGCGGUACCUUCGGCUCGGUUGCCCGCAUAGGAACUAUAGAUUUGGCACGCAACCAACUGAAGAAAGUCGAGUUUCAGAUGUUUACGCAGAUGAACUAUGUAGAGUUACUGGAUUUGGCGGAGAACAACAUCACCAAGAUUGAAAAGAACUCGUUCAAGGAUAUUUACCAAGCUGUGAUAAAUGUCUCCCAUAAUGCUUUAGAGCUUAUCGAGACAGCUGCCUUUGAAAACUGCGUGAACAUUACGGUUCUUGACUUGUCCCAUAAUCGCUUGACAAAUUUUUCGCGCCGCAGCUUCGAUGAGACCACUUUUGCAACAUAUUUUCAGUUGAGUUAUAAUAACCUUACCAAUUUAGCACAGAUUCCCAUUCAAAAUAUGACGGGCUUGAAAGUUUUAAAUGCUUCUCACAACAGCAUAACUGAGAUACCCAAGAACUGUUUUCCAAAGCUUUAUGAACUGCAUACGAUUGAUGUUUCGCAUAACAACAUUUCCAGCAUAUUUAAUGGAGUUUUUCAAACCCUGUUCUCUCUCCGAUCAAUUGAUCUGAGUUAUAAUAGCAUGCGGGAGAUCAAGUCUUCAACAUUUGGCACUUUGCCUACAUUGUUAGAAAUGGAUCUCAGUCAUAAUGAAUUGGUUUCCAUAGUGCGAGGAUCAUUGGCCAAGUUGACUAGCAUGCGGCAGCUGUACUUGAAUAACAAUCAGUUGGAAAAACUCUUCCAGCUGCCCAUUUCCCUGAAUGAGCUGCAUUUCAGCCAUAACAAACUGAAUGAAAUACCUGCGGGCACCUGGCCAGUAAUGAACUCACUUAUAUACUUGGAUCUGAGCCAUAAUCAACUGGGUGAUAGUUUAAAUGGACAAAGUUUUACGGGUCUGCUGGUAGUGCAACGUUUGAAGCUUCAGAACAAUGGCAUCAGUCAGCCACCAAUGGAGGCAGUAUCAGUGAUGUCAACAUUGCAGUAUUUGUAUUUGGAGAACAACAACAUAACCACCCUUGAGCGCAGUGCCUUUGGAAAGCUGCCAGUACUGUUUGAAUUAAAUCUGUAUGGUAAUCAAGUUAAGGACAUAAGUAAACGAGCUUUUGAGGGGUUGUUGCAAUUGCUCACCUUAAAUCUGUCAUCCAACGGAAUUCAGCAGCUACAAAAUGACAUAUUUAUUGGCCUACCAUCUCUGCGAAACCUUGAUCUUUCCUUUAAUUUCCUCACCAAGUUGGACAACAAAACCAAUGGAGUUCUGGAUGAUUUACUCAGUUUGGAAACCUUAGAUUUGAGUCACAAUCGUAUAAGUUUUGUGACAAAGAAGACGUUUCCUUCCCAUCAAUACAUACCAUACAAUCUUAGGAACCUCAAUCUGAGCUAUAAUCAAAUGCCAGUACUUACUUAUGAUAUCACGUUUGGGACGAAAAAGCUAUUCAAAUUGGACUUGUCUCAUAACCAGAUAAAUGAUCUUCGGAGAGGAGUUAUAUCCAAUUUUACUUCACUUCAUAGUCUUGACAUCUCCUAUAAUGAGCUGGCAAAUCUGAAAUCUGAAGAGCAUAUCUUUGACCUGCCACAGAAUCUAAGCAGCCUAGAUCUUUCCCAUAAUCAGAUCUACCAUCUUCCAUUUGAAAAUCUGGUAAAGGUGAAGUCGCUAAAAUAUAUCGAUCUUACCAACAAUAGUUUGGAAGAUGUGCCUGCCUCAAUAGUUGGCAAUAUGCGGAAUGGUAGCCAAGUUCUCCUUGCUGGAAAUCCCCUGCAUUGCGGUUGUAAUGCCCGACCUCUAAAGUACUUUAUGCUGCAGCAAACGACCCCUGGUGAGGACUUGCAGAGCAUACACUGCGGCACGCCAUCUUUGAUCAAGGACAAGCAACUUAUAUCUCUGGAUGAUGAGUAUCUGCACUGCGCCGAGGAUGAGCGGGAGAUGUACAAGGGUUUCGACUAUGAGCAGCUUACGGAUGUCCGUUUCAGAGAAGUGAAAACCACCAAAGCUGGUAUGUUGACCCUGAGUUGGUUUGUUUCCGGCACUUCCGAUGUCUCCGACUUCCAUGUUUAUAUUCGGAGCAAUAGCAACGAGGUGCUUUAUCAAUCUGACUAUGCAUACAACAAUCGUACUGCCCAAAUUCCAGUAGAAGAGCUGACGCGGCUUGGAGAACAGAAACUACUGGGAGCUGAGAUUUGUAUCGUAUCCCGGGAUAGCGACGGCAACACCCGCAAAUGGUUCUCUGGGCAGUGUCAGCAGCUGCCAUCGCUUAAGCUUCCUCGGACUUUCUUUUUUGGAAACUUUCAGGUCAGAGGAGGGGUUUCCAAAGCGUCCAGCAGCCUACCUCAUUGCCUUUUGUAUAUGAUUCUCUUUUUGUUUUUCACCCGUUUGUAGUAAGCAUGGGGAAUCUAUACCUUCUAAAUUGAUAUAAAAGAACUUAAAAGUGUACAUGAUGUUAAUUUCUAAGAUAUAUCUAUAUGCUAAUGUUCUUUUUAAGUUCUAAUUAAUGUGAUAAAAUGAAUCGUUAACAGAGA